Messenger RNA from Gigantopelta aegis, 9450 nucleotides. RefSeq lists its product as uncharacterized. Lineage: Eukaryota; Metazoa; Mollusca; Gastropoda; Neomphalida; Peltospiridae. Gene Ontology annotation, cellular component: cytoplasm. Gene Ontology annotation, molecular function: cytoskeletal regulatory protein binding. The record is from RefSeq and is a predicted model, not a curated record.
GCAUUUCAGUUGUGAAUCAUAAUUGGAUGUAUGGGAAGAACUGGUGACACGAUGGGGAAAAAGGAAAAGAAACCCGCCUCAGGUGUCAGUAGACUGCCGAAGAAGAUCUGUCUAAAAACUAAGAAAUGUUUACCUGUGAAAGGAGGGUCAUCAUCAAACAGCCUGAACGAGGAACAUGAUCAUCAGAUUCAGAGCGUGACCGAACAGAAGAAAGGGAAGCAACCCCACACAAAACAGCCGGAAAGUAAAGCGAAACAGAUCCCUCCUGUCAAAGUUCCCCAGAUUGAAACAAAAGUAGUGAAUGUUGGGAAAGAAUCGGUGUACGGUCAUCACAUCAACCAGCAGAAGGUUAGACAACCCCGGACUGAACGUGGAAUAGAGCGGUACCCAGCUGAUUUGGAAACGUUUGGUCACCGCCAACCGGGUCACGUGGAACCGGUCUAUGUGAGACAAGGGAGACAAGUGGGUAGAGUGCCGCAUGGCAAUGUGUACAACCCGGUCUACAGUGAGAGAGAACCAGUCUAUGUGAAGCACGGUGAGCACGGGCGACUGAAGUCGAAGGCCGAGUUCACGGAUCAAGAACCGGUGUACGUGAAGCAUGGAUCACACGACGUCAUCUACGGCCGGCCGGCGAAACCCGAGCGUGUGCACGUGCAGAUGCAUUACAUGUCACGGGAGAACUUCAACGACCACGAGACCGUGUUGGUGAGACACACCUACCCGUCGGACAGCGCUGGGUACGAACUCCCCCUCAAGCUCGACCGGUCCCGCACUCCUUCCAGGUACACCUCCGACAGUGCUUUGGUCGACGUCGAACCCGUGUACAUAAAACAGAGAUCCAAAUCGGGACAUCGUCUUGUACCCGAUCGGCACGCGGGCAUCGAGAGAUACGCGUCCGAUAAUGCUCUGGUUGCAGGGCACGAGGUGUUGUAUGUGAAACACGGCAAGAAGGGCGUGCCCCACGCACAACCACCACCUACCUCAGAUCCACGCCGCUGCGAGGGGCACUACGCUUCCACAAGUCAACGAGAACCGCUGUAUACCUCGGUGAAAAACCCUAGUGACUAUGAAGGACAUAGAUAUCGAACCAGAAGCGAGGAAAGGGGCGAAAAAAUAUACGAGAGAAACAGACUCAUAAAAGGGGGCGAAGAAGGCGAUUCGGACAUUUAUGGUCAUUCUAGUUACCAAAAUCGUUCCAGAAGCCAAGAAAGGGAUUCUGAAAUUUAUGACAAGACUCGACAACACAUAAUCGACGGCAGUGUACAGGUACAUGAAAGUAGCAGACAUUCCACCGCUAAUAAAGUGGGUGAUGAAAGUGUAUACGAAGGUCGAAAUGUGAGGGCUUCGUCGGCCGAGAAAGAACAAGAUUAUGACUCUAGGAUAUACGAAGCUAGCAUUCCUGACCGAGAUGACGUCCUGUCUGCAUCUAACGACACACUGAGUAGUGACAUGGAGUCACAGAGUAGCAGACGCGGCCGCAAGCCUCGCAGACACACGGUCACUGUUGGGGCGGGUCCGGAAACCAAUGAAGAGGAAAAGGAGAAAAAGCGGGCAGCCUUCAUGGAGAUGCUAGCUCAGAGGUACCCUGAGUACGCUGAGAAAAUCAGUGGUCAUUACAGUGACAGCGGAUAUCAUUCCAAGCCUCGAACCCGAGAGCACCAGCGUCGCCGGACGACAAUUGUGACGUACGAGCCGGACCACAACCGAUCGGCUGAGUAUGACUCGGGGACCGUGUCCGACAUGGAUGUCCCUUCCGGCUUCACCCGGGGCGGGUUCAUGCGGUCCAGUCUCCCCAUCGUGCGCAGCGCCUCCCUGUCGUUCGAGAGGCCACUUGGAGACACGCUCGGUUUGGUCUUUCUGGUGUACGGAGAUGAAACUAAAAAAGCCCUGCUUCCCAAUGAGAUUACAACACUCGACACCGUCCAGGCUCUGUUCGUGCGAUCCUUCCCCGAGAAACUCUCAAUGGACUACUUCAAAAGCACCAAGAAAAAAAUCUAUGUCCUUGAGCCAAAAUCCAACAUAUUCUUUCAGCUAGAAGAUUUGAGGGAUAUCCGAGACCGCACAGUUCUGAAGGUCCACGAAUGUGAUAGUCAAGAGCCACAGAAGGUGAAGGACAUUCAGCCAGUGAGGGGCCGGACCAUACAACUUGCUAAGUCCCGUCCACCCCCAAAACCAGCACACACUUUGGUUGAUGAUCAGGCUGAUAGAGAUAAGUAUGCCAGAAGUCAGAGUUUGCCUCCUCAUAUUCCCCAUGGUUACCAGGGUCUCAUGGAAGAGCAGCGUGUGCAGUGGGAGGCUGAACAGAGGUCAAGGUCACAGACACCAGAUCCGCAGAGGCCGCACACACUACCCAUGACACAGCAGCGGCCCAAGGUUUCGCCAGACCGACUGCCAACCCCAGAACGAUUGCAGCUGGGAACAAUACCCGAGCACCAUCUGAUGAAGAAUGGGUUUCCGGAGCAGGCCGUCAACGGUUACUACGAACCUGGUCCAGGUUACCAUAGAGACCCCCGGCUCCUGACAGCUUCUCCUACUGGAUCAAGUAGAACGUUUUCGCCACAGCCGGGGGUGCCUAUCUAUGAGACACCUUACGGGUACCACCAGCAGGCACCUGGGGCCCCGCCUCAGACGUAUGUUGCUCACAGUGUACGGGCAAAUACAGUACACGUGCCGCAAAGAGCCACAACAGUACCACCCACUGAUCCCAGGCACGUCAGUCGCAAUUCCUCCUCUAACCGCCACUCUCUCAGUUUCGCCCCCAUGUCCACAUCAGCUGGCGUUCCCCCAACACUGGACCCGAACUACCAGCGGUCGGCUAGCUAUCGUGUGACCCCCGAGAGAGAGAUUCCGAGAGAGGUUCCGAGGUCGCGGAGCAUCACGCCACAGCCCGGGGACUUUGAAACCAAGUACACCCCGCCAAUAAAGCGUAUUGACCAGAUGGAGGCUCAGCUGGCGAGCCUGACGGCGUGGGUUCACAAGUCGGUGGUGGACAAACCGGACCGGGGCAUAGACGGCAUGAAGAGUGGUAGUACGUCCGAUGGGGACUCUUACUCCACAUCCAGCACUCUGGAUGUUGAGAGGACGGUCGUCGUCACAGGUAUGUCUGAUAUCCCGGUGUCCUCGACAGACCCCAGUGUUGUGAUAUCCAAGGAGAUGAGGGCGUGCAUGCUGGCGAUCAAGAGGAAGACGGCCGAGCUUCGAGCCGAUCUGCGGAGUUUAAAGAGAAUGCAUCAGUUCAACAGAGAGUCUUUAGCAGACUCCAUGUAUGAUACGGCCAGGCAAAUCAAGGAUGUUUUGUCGAGUGUUCCCAGUGCUAACUGCCAGGUUGUGCGACAGCAUCGCUCUGACAUGGAUGAGCAUCAGCAGCUAUACACGGAAUCCAGAUCGAGGAUUGGAAAAGAGCUCUCUGACCUGGAAGCGAAUGUGGAGGAGCUGCGUUCAGAUGUGAUCUCCCGCCAGUGUCGUGUGAACAUGUCUGACGUGGAGGGCAUGGCUCUCGUACUGAGUAACAUCACCAAGGCUCUGGCAGAACUCAAAGGUAACUUCCCAGCUCUUCAAGAAAACCUGAAGCAAGUGAUGGCGGGCGAGAUGGAGAUUGUUGUAACAGAAGAGAAAUUCUUGAAAGAGGAGCCAGAGAGAAUUGAAACUGAACUCAAGAGAUGUAAAAAGCUGACAGGAACUCUGUACACCUUGAAGAGACUGGCCUCUGUUCAGGAGCACCGCUGUCCCCAGGUGCCGGCCAUCGCGAUGAGUUCUUUGGAGCCCACUGAGGAUGAUAAGCAGCUUGUGUUAGAAAACAUCCGUGCAGUCGUUCCUGAUCACGAUUCACGGCUACAGCGCCUAGAGGCUGCGGAAUCGUCUCGUGAGAGAAAGAAGAAGAUAGUGGGUCAGCAGGAGGCCCUGAAGAUGGGCAAGACCCUGGAGCUGGCCACCAAGGCUCUCAAACCCAUGACAGACGGCUCGGGGACGGGAUCCUCCACCGAGAACAUCGCCGAAACACAGCCCGAUGGUCACAGCAAGGUCACACAUCCCACAGAGAAAAUCAGCAACGUCAGAAAGGGAGAGUCGAAUGAGGACGUUGUGUAUGAAGUGAUCGACAGCAAGGACGGAAAACGGGAUCCAGGGGCCGGUCUCCAUGACAGCAAAGAGGCAGCUCGCUCAGCUUUCUUUAAUGCAUUAUCUCCCCCUGUUUCACCCCGCGAUCCUGCGCUCCACAAGACAACCAUGGAUUAUACUGUUCGGAUCUCACCUGCUAAAAAUGUGACAUCGUCGAGUACUAAUGUCGUUUACACUACUAGCAUGGCACCCACUCCUGUUACGUCAUCAUCGGAUCUAAAACCUAACAAUCUGAGUAUAGCCACGGACAAAAAGGGUAAUUUAGAAGGUGGCAUUGCACAGUCUAAUGAUAUUUCUCCAACGAGAGCAAAAUCUGCUUUCUCCAGCAUUCCUCAGCGAUCGGGAAAACCAAGUUCUUCCUUGACGCCAGCUGCAGGGUCACAUGGUAGGAUCUCGCCCAGUCAGCCUGGGAAGAAGGAUGAUGCCAAACAGAAGAAGAUCCCACCGCCGCCACCACCGCGGAAAAGUAGUCGAUUACCCACGUCAAGUGUGAUGACCAGCAUGCCAGUAUCUAGUCAAGGGGUCGUCACUGGCCCCUUCAUGUCCCCAGUCUGCCCCGUGUCCCCCAAGACAUCCCCGACAUCAGAUGGUGCUAAAUCUGUAGCUAGAGACAAAAAUGUACCGUUAAAUCCUCAAGUGAAAAUUGCUGCCAGAACUGGGCCGGUUUCUUCCACGCCCAAGCCCACACCGCCUAAAAAGCCGACGACCAAGUUCGAGAAGGAUCUGGUGGCUGGUAUAUACGCCAACAUGAACCGGCCGGACCUGCAGCACCAGAGGAUAUCCGCGGGAAGCAUAAUAAGAAAAACGGCCGAAGAAACCGCGUCCCAGGGAGCCGCGACGCCUUCCCGCGAGGAGCGUGGGAGCAGCAGCGACAGCACGAGUUCCAGCACCAGCCUGGAUUCGCAGCAAGGCGCGGUUAACGUUGGAAAACCGAGAUCGGAAUCGUUGACCGACGGCGUGAAGAGACCGAAACCUCCACCUCCCGAACGGAGGUCCAGUCUUCAACAGAAGUCUCACAUUGAGAUGCAGGACGCUGCCAUGUCGACGAGCGGGGAAACUAUCCCAUCACCUGCGAAGUGUUUGUUUGCCGAUGUCGCGGGGUCGGAGGUGAACAAAACCCGGCUCCUACAGGAGCAGCAGAAAAAACUAGAACACAUCGUGUCCGAAACGAACGAGAUGAUCAAACAGCAGCAAAAGCUGAACGAAUCGAAAAAUCCCGUGAAUGGUAGUGCUGGCAAAUCAAAGAGCUGAUAAAAGCUCGUUGCUAAAAAAAAUAUAUAUAUAUAUUUGAAUUAUAAAAUUAAAGUUAAACAAGUGGCAGUUUCCAGUCACACUGUUUUUGGAUAUUUCAGAAACUAGUUUUUGAUGUAAUGUGAAUUUUGUUGAUACAAGUCGAGGUUGAUGUAUGUUGUUGAAGCUAAAAAGGUGCUGUUAUUAAUUAAAAGGAAUAGCAAAGUGUAGGAUUACCGAUUCCACACAGUACAACACAUAGAAGUGCAGUGGAAAUAUGAUUGCCAUACAAAUCAUGUGAAUAACAAAGUGAGAGUAAUGCCAAAGAAAUGUACAGAUCAACUGUGAUAAAGGAAAACUUAUCAUCAGAUUCUAUAUAGUAAAACUUAUCAAAUAUUUCUGGUGGGUCCAGAUUUCGAAGAACAAAAAGGAGGAAUUUAACCUUAAGACUGUUGUUACAAAUAUUUCUGUGAAUUUCAACUUGGUUUGCUUCUAAAAUGGAUAUAUAAAAAGUGUUUCAAUGUUUCCACUGGUUUCUAUAAAGGAUCCCACAAGACCAAAAGGUAUGACUGCAAUUCAAGUCGUCAUUUCAUCUGCAUCCAUGUAGGGGCCAUAUCAUUCUGUUACCAUGGAAAAUGCUGUAUUUGAAUUGUUUAAUAUGUUGAUGCAUAGAAAAUGCAAUUUAGCAGCACAUGACCACAUUUUCCUACCAGAGAAAGAAACUGCAAUCCAUUGAUAUUUCUGUUGAUUUAUCCAGCAGUUAGGUUUACCAAUAGAAAUACAAACUGAAACUUUCACUCUUUGAGAUGGUUGGUCAUUCAUAACUUCAUUCAUGAGUUUUCUCGUGAAAAGUGGUAUCCAUGGAUACAAGACACAUUUAGAAUGUCUAUAUAAUCAUGAGGUGCAAUUGUCUCAUAGGUAUAGCUACAAGUGAUACACCACAUGGAUUUAAGUGCAGAUAGAUAGGGUGCUACAAUAAACAGGUUUUUCUAAUGUUUUGUAUCGGACUAUUUCCCCCCCCCCGAGAUGGAUUCAGGAUAAGACAACUUAGUGAAAAAAGUGCACGAUUUCUAGGAAAGGUAUUCCUAAUGCUCUCAGAAUUACAAUUAUUUGGCAAUUAUCAGCGACAUUUUGUGAAAAGUUGGGUGUUUAAUUGUUUGUGAAUGGUCUAACCCAGAACUAGUUGUGUGGAGUAUGUAAUUGCCUUACAGUUAAGCAUAUUGUUGAAUGUAGACGGGAGUUACAUACAUAUACGUUUACAGUUUUGUUGACAGUUUUCAAAUUUAUAUGUUUACAAAUUUAAUUGUAUUAUAGAGAGUACUGUUUGAAAAAACUCAGGGUACCAAGAAAAAUUUAAUCACUAGAAAAACAAUGUUUUGCCAGCAAGUUAAAUCAAAUGGCAGUGUUUUAACAAUGUAGCAACACCUCUGCUUACCGGUAACAUAAAUUGAAUUUGCCAUAGGUUGUGAACUUUAUAUAUCAUGGUUGUGUCAAAUUUACUAGCAUGUCUGCAGUUUGGGGACUUCCGGUUAAAAACAUCAUUUAUUGUCAGCAUUCAGAUUUGCAUGUUUAAGCAAUUUAGAUUGAUGAAUAUAUUAACAAAUAAUUGUGUGGUAAACAGGUCAGGUCAGGUCAGGUCAGAGUGUUUAAUGUGCACAUUCAGAACAAGCUGUUGUAGCGCACGCCUGUCCUGGGCACAGGUGUCGACUUCAGCCGGCCCCUCCAUCCAGGACAAGAAAGGGGUAGGAUGAAGCCAAAGAGAAAUAGUGCACAUUUUUGAGAAGGAAAUCAUUCGCAAUUUUGAACGGUCUGCCAAAAAAUAAAGGAGGGAGCUACGUAUAGUUUGGAAGAUUAGUAAACCGAGAGUAGCUCGUCAAGGGGACCUAGAUGAUGUUGAAAUGUCUCCCUAGGUUGCACAUAGGGGCCCUUAAAAGGGCCUGAACUGUUCAGCUGUGGUAAACAAAGUAAUUUCGAUUUUAAAACGAUAAUAAUCUGUAAAGAGAUGGGUUUUAUCAUAUGAAUAACCAGUUUUAAAUUAUGAUAAAAGGAAACUCAUUAAAGUCUCAAAGAGGUCAUACUUGAUGCUUAUUUAAAACAAAAGUAGUUGAAAAUAUGUUCAAAACAACUAUACAUACAUGUAUAUCGAAAUGAAAAACAUUUACAUAAUUAUAAUCUAUAAAAUAAAACCUUAAUAAUGCAACUUAAGAACUUGACCUGUAAUGUGAAAUAGUUCUCUCACUAGAUCUACAUAGAAGAGAGGAUAGUCUGGAAAUUAUUUAAAAUUGACAUCAAAUAUAAUGUCAUGGAUGAAAACAGAAUCUGAAUGGUCAUUUUAAAACUGCUUAAAUCUUGGAGUAACUGUCCCCUCAUUACAGCAUGUCUUGUAAAGUCAAGGUGCAAUACAGUAUUAUAUUUGUAUAGGUAAUAGACUUACCGGUAAACAGUACUUGUUACCAUCUAUGCAUGCAUAUGAAAUUUUACAAAAGUUAUUAAAGAAAACGGAUCUACAUUUCUUAUUCAUAUAUGUUCAUGUUUCACUGUAUUGGUUGUGAAUUUUCUCCUGUCUUUGGUUAGUGUUACAUGUACUUGGAAUGCUAAAUAUAUUUUUGUGCAGCCUGUUAAUUGCACAUCUAUUGAAAAGCUGCCAGUGUGCCUGAAGGAAUGCUCUCUACUUAAAAUUAUCAUUAGAAGCUUUAUAAUGCUGAAAGUAGGUUGAAACAUGAAAACAAGAAAAAACCCAUUUGUUAAACAAACUGUAUAUUCAUGAAACUCGAAAUUAUUUCUAUAAAAAAGCUUGUAUGGAAUUUUUAAUAUUAAGACAUAAAAUUGCUUCUCUUGAACAUCUUGUGUUCAAGUUUGUUUAUGCUGUUUAUAUUUUUCAUUUGAAAAAAGUUUCUGAUCUCUCUGUUUUGUUAUGCCCAGUGUGCGUGUAUAUACUUUCUAGCUGAGAGGAAUUUGCGUCACUUUAAUUUGCUUAUUUAUGAACAAAACAGCUGUAAUCGAUUUUAAUAUUUAUAAUUUAUAUACAGUGAACUUAUGAUUUUGAUCAAGUUUGUUCUAAGCAUGAUUCACUGGAGAUAUCUAGUACAAUUAUUAUAUGGCAUGAAACUAGCAUAUUUUCACCUAGCGUGUUCUUGCUUCAUUCAUUAAUUCACGUUUACUUUGGAGCAGUAUAGGACUGGAUUCAAAAUAGAAAUAAAUACAAGUGAAAUCUUUAUAUUUCAGAAUCAUAUUUUUCAAAAUUCAACUAAACAAAACAUUUCUGCUUUUUACUUUAAAAGUAAUGAUCCAUUUGUAUAAAAUGUGUAUACAUUAUCUUUGUGGCAUACAUUCAAUAAUGGAAAGACAUGUUUUAUUUAACAACGCACUCAACACAUUUUAUUUACGGUUAUAUGGCGUCAGACAUAUGGUUAAGGACCACACAUAUAUUGAGAGAGGAAACCCGAUGUCGCCACUUCAUGGGCUACUCUUUCCGAUUAGCAGCAAGGGAUCUUUUAUAUGCACCAUCAGACAGGGUAGUAUAUACCACAGCCGUUUAUACACCAGUCAUGGUGCACUGGCUACAUUCAAUAAUGGAUACCAGUAGACUGGUAUUUUCCAUCUAACUCUCCGACUGAACAUUUGGUUGAAGUCUUGUUAAAUUUAUAUAUGAUCAAAGAAAUUUUGCUACAUUUUAUAUAUUUUUGUGUGAUGAAUUGAUUUUUCUAAUAUUUGUUUGGGGGUAUGUUUAAACUUUCUUAUUCCAAUGAAUGAGACUCCAGGACAAUUUCAAGGUCAUUUAAAACUUUGUUUAACCUGGAAUUAUGUAAACAUUUUAAGGGGAGUAUUUUUUUUAUAAAGGACUGCCAGCAGUUAAAUGGAUUAUUUAUAUUUUCACUAAUCAGUACAAAGCAUGCAAAAUAUUAUGGCUUCACCAUGCUACUUUCAGUCCAUUGACACACAAUGUACACAUUUCUAUCAUGUAAAAUGUUCAGUCUCUAAGCAUUGGGCUAUUUCUCGUUCCAGCCAGUGCCCCACAACUGGUAUAUCAUAGGCCAUGGUAUGUACUACCCUGUCUGUGGGAUGGUGCAUAUAAAAGAUCCCUUGCUGCUAAUCGAAAAGAGU